Messenger RNA from Apodemus sylvaticus (European woodmouse), 1167 nucleotides. It is a transcript of the gene Angptl5, whose product is annotated as angiopoietin like 5. The record is from RefSeq and is a predicted model, not a curated record. Lineage: Eukaryota; Metazoa; Chordata; Mammalia; Rodentia; Muridae.
AUGGUUGUAGCAAGUGUGAGAAAAAAAGUCACACGUGACCUUCAGGACGUGAAUGACAGCUUAGCAGGUUUCGGCACCAAGAUGAAGGGCCUUAAAAAGGGGAGACUGGUAUUUGAGGAACUGUUUUUUAUUAAGAAAAAUAUGACAUAUACAUCCCAUGCAUCACUCUUGCUCUUAAAUGUAUGUAUUUUCAUUUGUGGAGAAGCUGUCCAGGGCAGCUAUAUUCAUCAUUCUACAGAAAGAAUUCUAACAGAUGUGGAAGCUCAGGGGAAAAGAAAUCUGCAAAAUUCUAUUGUUUCUUAUACAAGAAGUGCCAGAAAACUACUAAGAAAUGUAACGGAUUAGCAGCAAACAUCUUUGGAUUACUUACCUUGCCAGGUUAAUGAGCUCAUGAAUCAAGUUCUCCUUUUGACUACAGAAAUUUUUAGACAGCAGCUGGGUUCUUUUCUUCCUGGCGCUGUUCAAUCACAUGGUUUGGCUUGCACUGAUAUUAAAGAUUCGAUUGGCUCUGUCACUAAAACCCCUAAUCGUUUAUAUAUAAUCUUUCCAGAAGGAUUGAGCUACCCAUUUGAGGUGACUUGUGACAUGGAUUUCAGAGGAGGAGGAUGGACAGUGCUUCAGAGAAGGCUCAACAGGGCAACCGACUUCCUGGAUGGAUUUGGAGAUCUUGCAGGAUAAUUUUGGUUAGUAAUGAAAAAUAUUUUUUACUGAAACCAGAAUGUUUCUAGUUUUAUGCUUCAUGUGGCCCUGAAAUCUGAAGACAGCACACUUGGUUAUGUUUCAUAUGAUAAUUUUUGGCUAGAGGAUGAAACAAAAAAUUUUAAAAUACUCUCAGGAUGAUAUUCAGGAUAUGUUGGUGAUGCUUUCUGGGGCUUCAGAGAAGAUGAUAAUCAGAAUGCAAUGCCUGUCAGUACCUCAGAUGUUGAUAAUGAUGGGUGCCACCCUGCUUGUCUGCUCAAUAGUCAGUCAGUGAAGAGCAGCAAUUACUUGCAUAAAGACACUGACUGGUGGUUCAACAAAUGUGGUCUCACAAACCUAAAUGGCAUCUGUCACAAUCCUGGCAAACUGGGAAUUCAGUGGGGCACAUGGAUCAAAAACAGCUCAGUUGUCAAGAUUAAAUCUGUUAAAAAAAAAAUUAAAAGAACCUAUAACCCAAAUUUUAAGUAA